AUGGCGUUCUCCUUGAGUUCCAUGCGCAUCCUUUCAAAAAGUUGUUUCAAAAAGUUGUACAGCAGAAAUUUGGUACAUUUUCAAAAAUUCAGUUCUAAUAUUGAUUCAACGACACUGAAGAAUGAGAAGCAGGAUGCUGCAACCAUUCCCAACAACUCUUCUUCCACAGACAAACAGGAAGACAAAAAAGAUGUUAACAUUUUAAAUGCUGAACUUUUAGAGGAGAAAUCAAAAUUAACUCUACAAUUAGAAGAAAUCAAAGACAAAUAUAAAAGAGCAUUAGCAGAAACAGAAAAUGUGAGGCAACGGCUGCAGAAACAAAUAAAAGAUGCUAAAAUAUUUGGAAUUCAAGGUUUCUGUAAGGACCUUCUUGAUGUUGCUGAUAUUUUAUCAAAAGCUACUACCAGCUUAACUGAAGAACAAUUAAAAAAAGAAAAUAACCCAGCUCUAAAUUCUCUUUAUGAGGGAUUAAAAAUGACUGAAGGGCAACUUAUGAAAGUAUUCUUAAAGCAUGGUUUAGAAAAAAUUGAUCCAUUAGUAGGUGAGAAGUUUAACCCAAAUUUGCAUGAGGCAUUAUUUCAACAGCCAUUACCAGAUGCUGAUGCCGCCAAACACGGUGAUGUAGUUUUAACGGCUGGCUCCAUCGCGGCUGUUAGUAAAGUUGGUUACAAACUACAUGAUAGGACCAUCAGAGCCGCACUUGUUGGAGUAUUCAAAUGA
Messenger RNA from Helobdella robusta, 720 nucleotides. RefSeq lists its product as hypothetical. Gene Ontology annotation, biological process: protein import into mitochondrial matrix; protein folding. The transcript has 3 exons. The record is from RefSeq and is a predicted model, not a curated record. Lineage: Eukaryota; Metazoa; Annelida; Clitellata; Rhynchobdellida; Glossiphoniidae. Gene Ontology annotation, molecular function: protein homodimerization activity; adenyl-nucleotide exchange factor activity; protein-folding chaperone binding. Gene Ontology annotation, cellular component: PAM complex, Tim23 associated import motor. The coding region runs from base 1 to 720 and encodes 239 amino acids.